Manduca sexta (tobacco hornworm) is the source of this 1479-nucleotide messenger RNA. RefSeq lists its product as uncharacterized. The coding region runs from base 1 to 1479 and encodes 492 amino acids. Gene Ontology annotation, molecular function: RNA-DNA hybrid ribonuclease activity; nucleic acid binding. The transcript has a single exon. NCBI's taxonomy places the organism in Eukaryota, Metazoa, Arthropoda, Insecta, Lepidoptera, Sphingidae. The record is from RefSeq and is a predicted model, not a curated record.
AUGGGCUCAAAGGGCUGCGUCCAAGGAUCCAUUGGAGGCCCGACGUUCUGGAAUCUUCUUCUCGACCCGCUACUGUAUGAACUGGACAGACGAGACAGCCAUUGCCAAGCCUUCGCCGAUGACGUAGUGCUCGCAUUCGAUGGGCACGACGUCGGAAAAAUACAAGAAAAGGCCAAUGAAACGCUGGCCUACGUGAGGGAUUGGGGAGUCCGUAACAAACUAAAGUUUGCGCCCCAUAAAACGAAAGCCAUGGUAAUAACACGAAAGCUUAAAUACGACUCCCCGAUCCUCCAUAUGGGAGGAGUUAACAUUGGCCUGGAAAAAGAAAUAAAAAUUCUGGGUGUCACGAUCGACAGCGGGCUGACCUUCAAUGCUCACAUCGCCGAGGUUUGCAAAAAAGCAGUAGCCUUAUACAAUCAACUAUCCCGGGCGGCGAGGUCGCAGUGGGGACUGGGGCCAGAAAUCAUACAACUACUGUACACGGCGGUGGUAGAACCGAUAGUCCUGUACGGUGCUAGUGUAUGGGCCCCGGCCUCACGAAAACUCGGCGUGAGGAAGCAGCUCGCUGUCGUCCAAAGAGGAUUCGCACAAAAGCUCACGAGGGCCUACAGGACCGUUUCGCUAAACUCGGCCCUACUACUCGCUGGGAUCUUGCCCCUCGAUAUUCGUGCAAGGGAAAACGCCUCCCUGUACGAAAUUAAGAGGGGCUUCUCUCAGCGAGUGGUGGGAGAUCGGGAAGUGGAACGGCCUGUGACUUUCGGAGAGCUCGAGCAUCCGGCGCAGAGAUGCACGAUUGCAUAUCGAUGCCUGGCGGACCGUGCAGAAGUGAGUCAAGCCAUAACCGACCAAGGACUCACCAUAUACACAGAUGGUAGCAAGAUAGAAGACAAAGUCGGAGCGGCGUUCUCUGUGUGGGAAAACGCCGCCGAGACUAAAACAAAGAAACUAAGGCUUGACUCCUCCUGUACGGUCUACCAGGCGGAGUUGCUGGCACUGCAUCGGGCGGUCGAAGAGGCGGCCAAAAGCGCGGCAGUGAAGUGCAGUAUCCUGCGCGACUCGCGAGCCGCACUGGAUACUGUCUCCGACAGUGUUUCCCUCCAUGCCCUAGCGAUGAGCAUAAGAAAACACCUUAAAACGAUGAAGGAACAAAAUAAAACAGUUAACCUAUUCUGGAUAAAAGCUCACGCAGGAUUGGAGGGGAACGAGCGAGCAGACGAGCUCGCGAAGGACGCUGCACUUCACCUGAAAACAAGGCCGAACUACGACAGCUGCCCCGUCUCAUUCCUCAAACGGCAGAUCCGCCUGGAGUCGAUCGAGGAAUGGGACGGGAGAUACAGGGAAGGCGAGACCGCCUCGACCACCAAACUGUUCUUUCCGAGCGCUGUGAAGGCAUACCCCAUAAUUAAGAACAUCCCAACGGACUCACAUAUCACGCAGGCGUUCACGGGGCAUGGCGGGUUCUCCGAGUACUUGCAUUGA